CUUCAACAUCCUCUGUUACAUGCAUCCAAUAUGGUUCCUUCAGAGUUGAACCUCAUUCGGGAGAUUGUAGGGAUAAUAGGAAACGUCUGUGCUCUCAGUCUAUUCUUGUCCCCUACGCCGACAUUUGUUGGGAUAGUGAAAAAGAAAUCCGUGGAAGAAUACUCCCCAAUGCCAUACUUGGCAGCUUUGAUGAAUUAUUUGGUUCGUAUGCUUUAUGCCCUUCCUAUGGUGCACCCUGAUAGUGCAUUGCUCGCUUUGCUCAGUGGUAUAGGGAUCGUCACAAAUAUUGUUUUCCUAGUUAUUUUUUUCAUGUUCUGUGGCUGCAAAAAGAAACGGCUGGUUAUAACCGCUAUUUUAGCUGUUGAACUCGCUUUUGUAGCUGUCCUUGCUUCAACGGCACUGACUCUCCAACACUCAACGUCCCAGAGGACAUUGAGUGUUGGAAUAGUCUCUUGUAUCUUUAACACAUUAAUGUAGUCUCCUCUAUCUAUUAUGAAAAUGGUGAUAGAAACUAAAAGUGUGGAAUUCAUGCCAUUUUGUCUGUCUCUAGCUGGUUUACUUAAUGCUUCCGCUUGGACGGCUUACGGAUUUCUUCCGUUCGACCCGUACAUGGCAAUACCAAACGGAAUAGGCUGCGCACUUGGAUUGGUCCAGUUGAUCCUAUACGGUGUUUACUACAAGUCGACCAAAAAACUGAUGGCGGAAAGGCAGUGUUUGAUUGGGGUGUAAGACCUCUCAUCUCUUAAAAGUUGGGCUUCUUCGUUGGGUUUUAGGCUUUAUCACGUUUCG
This is a messenger RNA of Camelina sativa (false flax), 789 nucleotides long. The record is from RefSeq and is a predicted model, not a curated record. Lineage: Eukaryota; Viridiplantae; Streptophyta; Magnoliopsida; Brassicales; Brassicaceae.